Messenger RNA from Prorocentrum cordatum, 453 nucleotides. The record is from the annotation of a GenBank genome assembly. Lineage: Eukaryota; Dinophyceae; Prorocentrales; Prorocentraceae.
AUGGCUCCCAGCGUCGCGUUCCAUGGCUCCCAGGCAAUCGCCGCCCAUGGCAGGGCGAGGCGCUGGGCGCAUGCCCUGAGCUUGCUGGCUGGACUGGACAGGCGUGGCGGCAGGCCGAACGUGGUCGCAUGGGGUGCCGCAGUUGGGGCUUGCGCGUGGACCGGCGCCUGGCCCGCCGCCCUCGCCCUGCUGGCCGAGCUGGGCCGGCGGGGCGGGGAGCUGAACGCCAUCGUGUACGGAGGAUCCCGCCCCUCGCCGGCGGGGAAGCGGCUCCCUCGGCGGGGCGGCCUCAGGAGAUGCUGCGGCGCGAGUGCCUGCCCGACGCAAAGGUCUGCGGGGCCGUGCUCGCGGCCUGCGAGGGGGCCUUCCAUUGGCAGCGCGCGCUGGAGUUCUGGAAGGACGCUUGCAUGUGGACGCCGAGACCGGACACCGUCAUGUACAGCAGCCUCGUGA